Messenger RNA from Daphnia carinata, 1330 nucleotides. RefSeq lists its product as uncharacterized. Bases 132 to 1214 code for a protein of 360 amino acids. The transcript has 6 exons. Lineage: Eukaryota; Metazoa; Arthropoda; Branchiopoda; Diplostraca; Daphniidae. The record is from RefSeq and is a predicted model, not a curated record.
UUCAGAGACAAAAAGCGUGAGCGAGCGUAUCAGCCGAGCUUAGCAACCAACAUGUUGUGACAAGCGUGUGUUUUCAAUCCAAUCGGAAACGGAUUUUGCUGAAACUUUCAUCAUCGUCAGUUGAACCCAAAAUGAAAAUCGCGAACCCUUUGCCAAUGCGUAAAUGUACGUCUAUGUUAGCAGUCGUUUUCAACAUCAUCUUCCCGUGUUGUUUCCUUUUUGGACUUGUUUGGACAUUGAUCGACGGUCAAAAGAAGUCGGAGACACCGUCGGGACAAGAUGGACAGGAUUCAUCUGUUUGCACGGGGGACCUUCUCGAUCAGCGUCAUUAUCAUUACGAAAAAGAAACUGAUGGCAGUUAUCGAUUCACGUCUGAUCAGAGUGGAUCGUGUCGACUUGUCCAGUACACAACUGACCGCGUAGUGUCGUGCAUUGAUUCGCUUCAUUAUGCAAAGCAGUUGGCUAGCAAUGGCAGUAGCAAUAGCCCACUAUUCUUUAUAUUUUUGGGCGAUUCGAGAGUACGUCAACAGUAUAUUAAUUUUGUCAGGCUGAUUCCAGACUAUGAUCACGAAAUGCAUCCCAUGCGAGAUAUGUAUAAAUUUCACGGUGAGGUGGAAAUCAGGAGCAACAUCCUCAGAUUGCGAAUGGCGUUUAAAUGGCGACCCUUCGUUGAUGAUAAUGUCACCGAGGCGGUACAUCGAUGGGUAACUUCCGACCCAACUGAACGGCCCCAUGUCGUGUUUCUCGGUAUGGCACUUCACCAUAUGAAGCCAAUAAACGGGACCAAUCAUCAAAUUUAUCAGAAAAAAUUAAAGGAAUUAGCUCCAGAGUUAGGCCGAUUGGCCAAUGUCACUCACGUGAUUUGGCUCAAUCAAUAUUCGAUCGACGAAACAUUCAAAACUGGUGCUGGACAGUUGAGAUAUCACACAGAGAAAUUGCACAACUACAACAAAGCAGCUCGGCGAGUGUUCAGGAAUGAAAACAAGCACAUUCGCAUUUGGGAUUCGAAAGAUCCCCUCGUAGACGAGUACAUCCGCUCGUGUUUCGUCCUAAAGCGCAAUGAGGUUCUUCAUCCCGCCAAACGACCUUACCUGUUCCAAGAGACUUUCUACGAGAAUUGCAGAGACUCUAUUCACACGGGUUCUUCAGCCCUUUUGCUAGCUACUAAUCUUUUCUAUAAUGACAUCUGUAAUAAUGCGAUGAACUUUUUCUGAUUCCUCGUUUCACCCAUUCACCAAAAUGCUUGAGAGCUUUUGUUACCAGUACACAAACAGGCCAUUCAUUCGUCAGAAACAACAAAUCGAUUUUAUUAUUUGUUUCUAUUUUUUUA